GCGAAUGUAAGAAGGCGGCCAAAAUCUUAAAUAGCUUUAUUGAUCCGAUCGCAGCAAAGGGCCCUGAUAAGGUCAUUCCACCAAAUAUUUUACAAAAAGCAAAAGGUUUUGCAAUUUUUACCGUUAUCAAGGCUGGCUUUGUUUUUUCAGGAAGAGCCGGUUCGGGAUUGGUCAUUGCAAGACUUGAAGAUGGAUCAUGGUCCGCUCCAUCGGCAAUUGGUACUGGUGGUAUGGGUUUUGGUGGACAAAUUGGUGCCGAGAUCACAGACUUUGUUAUUGUAUUGAACAGUAGAGCUGCUGUUAAAUCUUUUAUGCAUGUUGCUGCUGGUCCAAUUGGACGCAAUGCAGAGGGUGCCGGUUCUGUUUCUCUUGGGCAUGUUGCUGCUGUGUUUUCUUAUAGUAAGACAAAAGGUCUAUUUGCAGGGGUUUCUAUUGAAGGUUCUAUCAUAAUUGAACGAAAAGAUGCAAAUGCAAAAUUAUAUAAUCGCAAAGUAACUGCUAAGGAACUUCUUUCCGGGCAAGUACCACAGCCGCCUCAAGCGGAUGUUUUAUAUAGGGCUCUAAAUUCGAAAGCCGCACGCUCUUCUACUUAUGAAACUACAAGUAUUGGGUCUGAAGAUUCUAGGUCAAUAGAACGUGAAGAUGUUAGGUCAACAAGAUCUUCUAGAACCUCUCAUUCUAUUUCGAGGAAUAAUCGUUUUAGUCAACCACCUCCUCCAUACUCUAGUAACAAACCAAAAUCAGAUGAUGAAAGAGAUGAAAGCCCUCGCAGUACAAAUCCUUUUGAUGCUGACAAUUCAAAUUCUGCAAGAUCUCCCACACCAAAACCCAAAAUUCCCCCUCGUAAUCCGAAACCACAAACAGCUAUUGCAUUAUAUGAUUUUGUUGGAGAACAAGAUGGCGAUCUUAGUUUUAAAAAAGGAGAUACUAUCAUUAUUAUAAAGAAAACAGAAUCCAACAAUGAAUGGUGGACAGGAAAAUGUAAAGGAGGAGUAGAAGGAAUUGUAAGUUUAAAAAAUUCUUUUAAUUAA
Molecule: messenger RNA, 1031 nt
Organism: Scutellospora calospora
Lineage: Eukaryota; Fungi; Glomeromycota; Glomeromycetes; Diversisporales; Gigasporaceae
Source: the annotation of a GenBank genome assembly